Molecule: messenger RNA, 1311 nt
Organism: Vanrija pseudolonga
Lineage: Eukaryota; Fungi; Basidiomycota; Tremellomycetes; Trichosporonales; Trichosporonaceae
Exons: 7
Coding region: 1-1311 (436 amino acids)
Source: RefSeq, a predicted model, not a curated record
AUGAACCGUAGCAACACGUAUCACCAUAACACACCGUAUAACCGUAACGCCCCGCCGGCGGGCCCCAACGCCGCGCGGUGGACAGGCGUGACGAGCUGGGGCGGUACCGGCGGCCCAGUGCACGUCUCCAACAAGCCGCCUGAGCAGGUGGGCGUGUUCAAGCGCGCGCCGACCCCCGAGGCGGUGCCGACUCCGCGUGCUGCGCCGUCGCAGAAGAAGGCGAAGGUGGACCACGACAGCGGCUCGGAGUUUGGCGACGACGAUCUCGACCACACGGUCAUCGACUCCCUUCUCAUCCCCUACGAGCAUCGCAAGCCCGAGACGCCGGAGCACAACGCACCCGCUGUGGCCCACACGAUCAAGAACUGGCGCGAGGAAGGUGCACCUCCCAAGCGCGCCGCCGAGACCCUCUCCGACCCCAGGACGCCGAAGAGCAGCAAGACCACUCGCGUGGCCGAGGCCAAGACCCCCACGCAGUCCAAGACCGCGGCACAGCGCUCCACUUCUCUCCCUGAGACGCCGGUGUCCAAGCCUCACUACGAGGUCAACUUGCGUACCCCGCUCCCCGCAGCUCCGUCAUGCGGGCACACCCAUUGCCAGUGUGCAGGGGCGGUCGACGCAGCAGGGCGCAACAAGAUCACGGACGCCGUGUUCGAGGCGUGCUCGCCCAGCGAGCCCGGGUUAUGCUGGGACAAGCUGCCUUCCGUCGUCAAGCUGGUCGACACGUCCGGCAUGUGCACGAUCCACCGGUACGCGGCGAGCAUGGCGCGCAGUAUCGGUACGCUUCGACGCGAGUUGGAGGCCGCGCGUGGGCGAAAGCGCGCGGCGAUGGAGGCAAGGACCAAGCUGCGCGUCAAGGGCGACCUGUGGCGCGAGCUGGACGGGGGCUGGGGCGCGCACGACGAGGACGAGCUGCUCGCGCUCUCCCUCCGCUUGCACGACCAGGAGAAGGUGUAUGCGGCUCUCGUGCGCAUGCGCCUGCCUGUCGGGUGGAAGGGCGACGGCUGCGAGCACGACAACCACACGACCAAGCCCGAGAACUGGCUCCCCCUCCCGGCGCACCUCUGCCCCGCCAAGCACACCAACAGGCAGUGCUACUUCCGCCUACCCGACUUCCUCCCCGUGGCCGUGACGCGCUCGACGUGCGCGCAGCACCGCAAGAUUGUCGCGACGAUUCUGCACAUCAACUGCAUGCGUGUCGCGAUUGACACUGUGCGCUCGCGCGGCGUCGGCGUCGACGACGCGUGGAUCGAGGCGCUGGUUGCGGCUAUGAUGGAGCACGAUGCGCUUGUGCUUGCGCAGGGCUUUUAG